AUGUACCAGACAAAGGUCACUGGGGAGAAUGGAACCACAAAAAAGGAAGCGGAAGCACUUGGGACAUCACAGUUGGAUGUUACCACUGUCAGAAUCGAUGAGCAGGAUAAAGUUGUGAACCUGGCUCAAACUAACAUUGGAAGCACAAAGGUCACCGAAGAAGAAUUGGCUGAAUUGGGACUGGAUGACCUUUCACUGAACGAUUUGACUGCAGGUGAUGACCUUUGGGCAACUCCAAUGGUCUCAGACGAAUCGAACGAAUCGUACUUCACGGACGAUGAAACAACGAUAAAUAUGUCCUUCCAAACUGCAAUGAAAGAGGCUGAUCGCGCUGAAGGAAAGGUCAUCAAUGUUCGGCCACCGUCACCGAACAGUCCCACGUCAACUUUGAAAAGACGUGUCAAGGAAUUGGAAGAGGAACUUAAAGCCAAGGAAGGUCAGGCAACAAAAAAGAAGCAGGAAUAUCAAAACCGAAUAGGAUCCCUUGACGCUCGUAUUUAUGAACUGGAGCAGCAACAGGGCGACUUGGAAAACGCAGCGGACGAAUGGAAAAUCAAAUAUGAGCGCCAAAAAGAACUCGCAGAGGAAUACUUGAAAAUGGUCGAUGACAGAGAAAUGGAAGGUCACCUCGCGGUUAGCGAAUUGAACGAAAGCAUGUCGGAAGAAUCAGCGGAAAGGUUACGGCACUUAGCCGAAUUAAAGGAUGAAUGCGACUCAUUGAAGCUAAAGGUCACCGAAGCGGAUGCCAAGAGAGACGAAUAUGCGAAUAAACUUGCGGAAGCUUCGCAGCGACUGUUGACAAACACAAACGAGGUGUUUAAGCUCAGAAACGAACUAAAGCAGCGGGACGAGAACAUCGGAAUCCUUCAAAGAGAAUCGAAAGGUCAUCAAAGAAGAGCUGAUGAAGCCGUCCAAGCGGCUAAGGACCUGAGGGACCUUGCAGCCACCGAAG
Messenger RNA from Paramacrobiotus metropolitanus, 952 nucleotides. RefSeq names its product lamin-like protein. The transcript has 2 exons. NCBI's taxonomy places the organism in Eukaryota, Metazoa, Tardigrada, Eutardigrada, Parachela, Macrobiotidae. The annotation marks the transcript as partial. The record is from RefSeq and is a predicted model, not a curated record.